This is a messenger RNA of Python bivittatus (Burmese python), 2498 nucleotides long. NCBI's taxonomy places the organism in Eukaryota, Metazoa, Chordata, Lepidosauria, Squamata, Pythonidae. The record is from RefSeq and is a predicted model, not a curated record.
AUGCAUUGGGUCUAUAUCCUCAAGGAAGAGCAACGAUUCUUUUUUGAUGAGAAAGAAGCUUUAGAUUUCAUCUCAACGAGUAAUCAAAACCCAUACUUUAGAAGAGUGAAGUUUGAUGUCUCAGCGAUGGAGAAAAAUGCUUCCAAUCUAGUGAAGGCGGAAUUUAGAGUCUUCCGCUUACAGAAUCCAAAAGCUCGUGUAUCAGAACAACGGAUAGAACUGUAUCAGAUGCUCAAAAACAAAGAUCCCACAUCACCUACACAGCGUUAUAUUGAUAGCAAGGUUGUGAAGACAAGAGCUGAAGGCGAAUGGUUAUCUUUUGAUGUAACUGAUGCUGUACAUGAAUGGCUCCACCACAAAGACAGGAAUUUGGGACUUAAGAUCAGUUUACAUUGUCCAUGCUGUACAUUUGUGCCUUCAAAUAAUUAUAUUAUCCCAAAUAAAAGUGAAGAAUUAGAGGCAAGAUUUGCAGGUAUUGAUGACCACCCUUAUUCCAGUGGUGAGAAAGCUUUAAAGUCCGGUAGGAAAAAAUACAGUGGGAAGAACCCACAUCUUCUGCUAAUGUUAUUACCCUCCUACAGACUUGAGUCGCAACAGUCCAGCCGGCGGAAGAAGCGUGCUUUAGAUGCUGCCUAUUGUUUUAGGAAUGUGCAAGAUAACUGCUGCCUGCGUCCAUUUUAUAUUGAUUUCAAGAGAGAUCUUGGAUGGAAAUGGAUACAUGAACCUAAAGGAUACCAUGCAAAUUUCUGUGCAGGAGCUUGUCCCUAUUUAUGGAGCUCAGAUACUCAGCACAGUAGAGUACUUAGCUUGUAUAACACAAUCAAUCCAGAAGCAUCCGCAUCUCCGUGCUGUGUAUCCCAGGAUCUAGAACCGCUCACUAUCUUGUAUUACAUUGGCAAAACACCCAAAAUUGAACAGCUUUCAAACAUGAUUGUAAAGUCUUGCAAAUGCAGCUAAGGGAUGUAUGGAAGCAUUUUGGAGUGUGUACAUUUUUUUUCUCUGGAAAGUAAGGAAGAAAAAGAAACAUUCAAAAAGAAAGAAACGGAAAGAACACAUCAUCCAUGUUUUUUUUUUAAAAAAGAAAAAAAGCGGUACUAGUCCGAAUGGAUUGAGAGUUUAUUUCAUUGUUUUGUGUUUUGUUUUUAAACAGUCAUCUGAUGCAAAACCGUGAAGACCUUAUCCUACAUUUCAUCUACUUGGUUAGUGAGAUAGACAAGAAGCAUUUUUUAGGAAAGCAAAAAUACUAACAAGAAAGAAAGAAAAAAGAAAGAAAAACCUUUUUAAAAAUAAACACUGGAAGAAUUUGUUAAGAGUUCUUAUGUGAAAGGAAAAAAACAGGAAAAACCCCAUUAAGUGGAGUUGCUGUAUCUAUCCCGUGGCUUACUUGAUCUUUGUAUUGUUAUGCCAUAGAUACCCUAUCUGUUCCUUGUAGUUUUUAGAAUUAACAGUGCAUUAUUUAUUUUUGUGUAAUACGAUCAAACAAGAAUAUGUAUUGCCAUAGGGUUUGGGGGACAGAGAAGAAAAACAGAAAUGUUCAGACCAAAUAAAUGGCUAGAAAUGUGUUUAAUACCUGGGGAACACAAACUCGGAAAUAUUCUGAAAUCAAUGAUUAGUUUAACCCAGUUAAAACAGAACUCUGUUGUUUCGUUAUUAAGAACGUCUACUUCAAAAGAAAAGCCACACACACCUUGUUUUCUUGCCGAAAGCCUAGGAAGGCUUCUAUGUAAAGCCUUUUGCCAUUCUUUUAAUACUGAAGAGGUUAUUAAUAAAGGACGUUUUGUUUUCGUCUCAAAGACAAGUCUAUUAAGAUUAAAACAACAACUACAAAUGAAUAAACAAUCAAUUUAGUAAGCCAGUGAAAUAUUUAACAUGUACUGGUCUCAUCUUCAGACCCUAAUAUGUUGCUGUAUAACUAUUGCUUUGAGAUUGUUUUUGGUAUAUGUAACCACACCUAUAGUAUUAAAAUAGGGUGGGUAGUAAGAAGCCAGCUAAUUUGGAAACAUAUCUGUAGAUCUCUAUUGUAAACUAUUAAAAAAUUAAGUACUUUAUGUGUAAUGUGUAAAUUCUCACCAUAUUUUUGUAUUCUGUUAAUACUGUCAACUCUGAAGAAUUUGAAUUUGGGGGCUCUUGUUGAUUACUCAGAAUCAUGUGCUUCCCUUGAGCUGGCCAGUAUAAGUAGAGUCCCCUGUACUUUUAACUUGCACUACAAAUACAUGUUUUAUAAUAUUUGCUAUACACGCGUUUUGUAUGUUGUUUUUCAUCUUUAUGACCUAAGUUACCUUUUCUUCCUUUCAGCCUGUAUGUAGACAGAGGGAUAGAUUUAAAUAUUGUUUUGUAUAAAAUGUAUAUAUCUUCAAACAUCUUAAAACUCUGAACUUCACACCUUUCUGGAGUUGGGGGAUGGGAUGAGACCAGAGUCUGCCUUUGGCCAUCUUGUUCCGCUCACAAGCAGUUAGUCCAGAGACAGGAUCUGCCAGAUCAGAAGGCACCGAUGGCCU